Molecule: messenger RNA, 570 nt
Organism: Rotaria sp. Silwood2
Lineage: Eukaryota; Metazoa; Rotifera; Eurotatoria; Philodinida; Philodinidae
Source: the annotation of a GenBank genome assembly
AUGAAGUUGUUUACUAUUUUCUUUGUCCUAUUAUCAACUUAUUGUUAUUGCGAACCAUUACUUGGUGGUUGGAAAACAUCCGAUGAAGAAUCUGAUAAACAAGAAUGGUUAAAAAUAGCACUUGUGAACAUUCGUGGUAAUGAAGUUCUUGACCAAGUUCAAUCAGAUGUAUCUGAUCUUGUUUGCGAAACACAAAUUGUGAAUGGUCUUAAUAUUAAAUGUAGUUUUUCUUUAAGUGGAGAAAAAUAUCAAUGUUCAUAUUAUAAAUCAUUUAUUCAACCAUUUGAUACUCAAGUUGAAAAAUGUGACACAGUCAAAGAUCAACAGGCACAGGAGGAAAAUAAAAAUGAUCUGUCGUCGGAAGAACAUAACGAUGAAGAGGAUAUUGAAGAUCUUCCAAGAUCGAACAAUGAGGAAAAGCCAGCAACAUUGAACGACAAUGAAAACGAAGAAAAACCAUCAGCAUUAGUUGAUGAUGAAGAAGAUGAUGAAGCUAAAAUUGAUGCAGUGUAUAACAAAUUCUCUGAAAAUGAUGGAAUUAAUGAAGACGAGGAAGAUGAUGAAGAAUGA